Molecule: messenger RNA, 624 nt
Organism: Peronospora belbahrii
Lineage: Eukaryota; Oomycota; Peronosporomycetes; Peronosporales; Peronosporaceae
Source: the annotation of a GenBank genome assembly
AUGGACGCAACUAACACACAGGCGACAACGACUCCGGCCAAGGUGGACGUCGACUACGUGCUUGUGGACUUUGAGCCGCUUCACAAACAGCGUUGGCGUAGUGAGACAGUGCGCCUCGUGUGCGUGGAGUUCCCACCACACACGCAGAGUUUGUGGCACCAGCACCUGAACUACGGUAUCUACGUAGUCAUAACGCCGCUCAACGCGACGGAGCAACCGUACGGAGAGGAGCCACGUCCACUGGUACAUGACAAGGGUUCUGUUUUCUGUCGCGACCAUACGAAGGACAAGCUGCUGCAUGUCAUUACUAGUCACGAGACACCGCUCUUCAUCGUAGAGGUGGAGCUGCUGAAAAAGAAAGAAGAUGUCAUGGCUCACGAUCAGGUGUCGUUGCACGCCAGCAAGGGCGUGGAGGUGCUGAAUAACGAGCCGGAAUGCCGUGUGUAUCGCCUCGUGCUCCAAUCCGAUGCUAAUGAUGACCAGUCGACGAUCGAAAUCUCGCUCAACCUGCCAACUGGCGCUGUGUUAGUCGUGCUGGAUGCUUGUGAGGUAAAAAUUACCAAUGCGUCAGAUAAUCCGUCCGUUGAUACAGAGUGUACACUUGGCACUAAAGGUUGCAGAUGA